Messenger RNA from Oppiella nova, 1360 nucleotides. NCBI's taxonomy places the organism in Eukaryota, Metazoa, Arthropoda, Arachnida, Sarcoptiformes, Oppiidae. The record is from the annotation of a GenBank genome assembly.
AGACAACUAUUAAUUCAAUGACUUCUGGCAUUCAAUUGAAUAAUCAGUGAAUGAAUGCAAUCAACAAAAGUAGACAUGAAUUGGCGUUUCAUUGAAAACAGUAUUUAUUGUAUUUCAUGAUUCAUGACACAUAAACAGCUGUCUGUCAGUGAAGCACGUGUUCACAUACUUCACACAAACACUUCACUGACCACUACUUACCACACGGUUUGCCACCAAUUGAUCCAAUCAUACAUAGUAUCCUAAGAUCAUAGACUUGUUAUUCGUAUAAUUAUCUUCGCAAAUAUUGUCAUUUGAUUACUUUUGACAGUUAGUGGUGCCAGUUUUGAAUAGAUCAUCAAAAGUGACGAAAUGCCCAAAAGAAGUGCUAAAGAGACGAAUGGUUUGAAGAAAAGGUUGAAAAACAAUGUCGAAGAAGAGGAUAAUGGCGGCGAAAGUAAGUCAGAGACCGAAGCGGAAGAAUGCAGUCGUUUAUCUUCUUUGGGCUCCAAAUUCAAUGUGAAGAUAAUGUGUUGGAAUGUCAGUGGCCUUCGAGCCCUUCUCAAGAAGGAUGGCUUCAAGUCUCUGGAGAGAGAAGACGCGGAUAUUGUUUGUCUACAAGAAGUGAAAUGUCAGAAGAAAGACAUCCCCGAAGAGAUCAAUGUUUGGGCCAAAUAUCGGCACAAAUAUUACUGUUUGGGCGAAACGAAGGGCUAUUCAGGCGUUUGUAUCUUCAGUAAAGAGAAACCAUUGGAAGUGAAGAAUGGAAUCGGUUUCAAAGAACACGACUCCGAGGGUCGGGUCAUAACCGCAGAGUUCGAGGCCUUCUAUUUAGUGGCCGCUUAUGUGCCAAACUCUGGCAGAGGACUCGUCCGACUCGACUAUCGCCAGAAGUGGAACACAGACUUCGAGGAAUACCUGCACGGAUUGGAUCAGAAGAAACCAGUCAUUCUUUGCGGUGAUUUGAAUGUCUCGCACAAAGAGAUCGAUUUAGAGAAUCCAAAGACAAACACAAAGACCGCAGGAUUUACUCCACAGGAGAGAGAAGACUUCACGAGAUUGUUGUCCAAAGGGUUUGUCGACUCUUUCAGACACUUCUACCCCAACGACAAGAAGUGCUACACGUAUUGGAGUUAUAUGAGGAACGCGAGGGACAAAGACAUCGGUUGGCGACUCGACUACUUCGUGGUCUCCAACCAACUCAUGGCCAACAUCUGCGACAACCAAAUCAGGAAACGAGUGCUCGGAUCAGAUCACUGCCCGAUCGUCCUCUACCUCGCCGUCUAAAGCGUGACCAUAGGAUCUCUGCACUCAUGAUCUCAUCCAUUGAUUGUAUUUUAUGAACCCUUUAACCAAUAAAUGAUUUCAUUGUAUAAUUCAA